Molecule: messenger RNA, 2150 nt
Organism: Eutrema salsugineum
Lineage: Eukaryota; Viridiplantae; Streptophyta; Magnoliopsida; Brassicales; Brassicaceae
Exons: 5
Coding region: 416-2053 (545 amino acids)
Biological process (GO): protein N-linked glycosylation
Molecular function (GO): alpha-(1->6)-fucosyltransferase activity
Source: RefSeq, a predicted model, not a curated record
UAUGUAACAGUCCGUUUCAUGGGUUUAUUGUUUCUCCUCUCUAUUCCUCUUUAAUUUUCAUUCAUUUUCUUAUGAAGAAAUUAGAAAAUGGACCACUGAUGAAGAAGGAAACAAACAUAUUUUGAUCGAAGCAUCUUGAUCUCUAUCUUUCUUUCCAGAAAAUAUACAUUUAUCUUAGAAAAGAAACAAAAAAAAGUUAGAGAAAUAUCAUGUGAUUUCUGGUUGAUAGUUGGUAAGCGUGGCUAUAAAAGAAAGUAGUUUCCUGAGAAAAUUAUAUAGGUAGGGAGAAGAAAAGCAGUGAUUAUCUCGGGAAAAAUUUUCACUUACAAAGAGAAGUAAAAGACAAGAGAAAGAAGGCCAAGUGGGUUUGGUUCUUAGUGAGAAUUGGAAGAUUUAAGAAAAUAGAAAAAAAUCAAUGGAAGCAAAAGGAGGAAAUAUGAGUAUGAAGUCAUUAGAGAGACUGGUUUCAGAGAAAGCAUUAAAGCUUGGAAAUUCAUUUCCAUGUCAAAUCUGUGUUGUUGGGUUCCUCUGUGGAAUCUGUCUCACUUCACUCUUCUUAGCUGCUCUCACUUCCCUUGGCACCUUCGAGCUCGCUUCCUUCUCCUUCUCCUCUGCUUUUCCUCCCUGCAAUUCCACAUCUCAAAUCGUCAAUAUGGUUGCAAGCAUAGACCACCGUAAAUUGAAAUGGAAGAGCAAAGCUGAUACAGAAGAAACUGAUGAUGAUCAGGUAAAACUUUUGGUCUCUACUUGGGACAACUUAUUACUAAACAAUGAAGACUACUUCAAGAAACUAGGGAUGAACAAAUCUGAUGUCCCAAGAGCUCCACAUUUGGAGAACUGUGAAGAGAGUACACGAGUUAAAGAGCAUUUAGAUACACAGACAACGAAUCGGACAGUUCCUCCUUGGAUCAAUGGAGGAGAUGAGGAGAAUUAUCCAUUAACGAGGAGAGUGCAAAGAGAGAUAUGGAUUCAUCAGCAUCCUCUGGACUGUGAAAACAAGAAUCUCAAGUUCCUCGUGGCUGAUUGGGAAACGCUUCCUGGUUUCGGAGUCGGAGCUCAGAUCGCUGGAAUGACUGGUCUUCUCGCGAUCGCUAUAAACGAAAACAGAGUGCUCGUUGCAAACCACUAUAACCGAGCAGAUCACGACGGUUGCAAAGGUUCUUCUCGAGGAAGCUGGUCUUGCUAUUUUCUACCGGAAACAUCUCCAGAGUGUCGGAAACGCGCGUUUGAGGUGAUGAAGAAGAGGGAAGCGUGGGAGAGUGGGAUUGUUACAGGGAAACAAAACUACAGCACAAAGGAGAUUUGGUCUCGUCAUAUACCAAAGCUAUGGGGAAAGCCUUGGACUUACAUGAAGCCCACGACAGAUAUCAACGGAAGUUUAAUCUCCGGUCACCGGAAAAUGGAUCGGAGAUGGUGGAGAGCACAGGCAGUGAGAUACUUGAUGAGGUUUCAAACGGAAUACACUUGCGGUUUGAUGAACGCUGCUCGACAUUCCGCGUUUGGAGAAGAAGCUGCAGAGAUUGUUGUCUCCAGUGUAGGAGACUGGAGAAACAAGAACAAGAAGAAGAAGAUUAUUAGGACAGAGAUUGAGGAACACGUGUGGUCGAAUCACAAGCCGUGGAUCCCGAGGCCGAUGCUGAGCGUGCACGUGCGGAUGGGAGACAAAGCGUGUGAGAUGAGAGUCGCAGCUUUGGAAGAGUAUAUGCGUUUAGCUGAUCGGAUCAGAGACAGGUUUCCUGAGCUCAACAGGAUCUGGCUCUCUACGGAGAUGAAGGAAGUUGUGGAGAAGAGCAAGGAUUAUGGACAAUGGAGAUUCUAUUACACGAAAGUGGCGAGACAAGUCGGUAAUAAAUCGAUGGCUGAGUAUGAAGCGAGCCUAGGGAGAGAGACGAGCACUAAUUAUCCUCUGGUUAACUUCUUAAUGGCGUCGGAAGCUGAUUUCUUCGUCGGAGCAUUGGGUUCCACUUGGUGUUUCCUCAUCGACGGUAUGAGGAAUACCGGUGGUAAAGUCAUGUCCGGUUAUCUCAGUGUCAAUAAAGACCGUUUCUGGUAACUUUCGCUAAUGUACAGAACUUAGUUUUAAGUCCUCUCCUUGUUUCUUCAUCUGUUGUACAAAGAGUUUCCAGUAUAAUAAAGGAAAGGUUUUUUUA